GCCUCUACUUUGGAACGAAGUCAAAUUUGGGGAAUUCUUCUAGGUUGCCAGAGCCAAAUCUUCGCCUCAGCCCUUCAGUUUCCUUCGUCAUUUUCUGCUCAAACUCUGGAGUUACAUCAAGCAGUUUUCCUUCCCCUAGCUUCUUUGAUUUGGUCUUGUAAUCACGUAUUUUCUCGAGAAACAAUUUCUGAAUUGGGUCCAUGCCACCAUUGCUUUGGGUCGCCUUCUGCAGGACACAGGCAGUCAUACCGAUAUUGCGACGAAUAACAGUUUGCAGGCCUUUGCCACACACAUUUUUACUUACUGACAAUCGUAGCAUUUUUCCUUUGUCUUCUGUCGGCGGACAGUUGCUCUGCUUCUAAAAACCACUGUGCAGUAGGCCCAACGAGAUACGAGAGGACGACCUGUUGAUAAAAACCUCGAUUCGAUGCUGAACCCAUAAUUCUGUUCGAUUUUGUGGGUUCUUAUCAGUGGUUCUUAUCGACACACUUGCUUUUCUGAUUGCUUUGAAAAGAUAUAUAUUGGCGCUAAUUAUAGUAAAUGAGUACUUUCCUUUGUCGGAAAGGAAUAACACUUUUCUUAAGAACUGCACAUUAAUGAUCGCCCCAUAUCGAGCUUACAAGAAAAGUGUAGGUGCUUUAACAAACUUUUGUUCCGAAAAAAGGAAAAUGUAGCAAACAAAAUGAAACGAAACGAUUUAGCUUUGCUUGAAAAAACAAUUUAUACUACUUCUGCAAGUCUUAUGACAGUUCCGUGAAAUUUGACAACUAAGAUUAAGGAAAAAUUAAAUACCCUUAUAUUCAAACGGCUUAAAUCAUUUGUUCGUCGUUUAAUAUGUUUUACUAUUUUCAGGCAUAAUUUUGUAGGAACGUAAUUGUUAACUUUAUGAGGCCCCUAGACCUCGGGGCCUUAGGGCAAUUUUCCCCUUGCCCCUCUUUCGGCGUGUCAUGAGAAUAUAUUUUUGCUCUAAAUGAAGCCCCGUAUUAGCCUUCACUGAUUUUAUUCGCCUUUUCAGUACUAGCCUCGUUAUCAUGUCCAAUACGCACUUAAUUUUAGGAUGUGUGCUGCUGCACGUAGUUAGUUAAACACUGAUCUCAAAAAAAUCUUUAGUUUGAGAUCAGUGUUAGUUAGAGGACUUUUGAUUUUGAUGAUGAAGCGGAAAACGUAAACGAAGUUCUUUUCUCUUUGCCACACUUCUUCGGUAGAGAUCCCGCCACAGGCGCACAGGCGGCCCUGCAUGUCUCAGUAUGACGUCAUUGUCAUCUGCGCUGUGUGUCGCGUGAUAAGACUACGCAGCAAUCUUAAGAGUCGAAUUUUCUUUCGAAGUGCGCGUUUCAAGAAGCUGUUUCGAAAAUUUGUGUUCGACUUUACAGAAAAAUUUUUACCUGUUGGCUGCAUAUUUCAGCAAACGAUCUAGAGGAUAAAAGAUCUUCUAAGAUGCAGCGUACUAGUUCAAAGGGAAAUUUAGCAGAAGAACUGCUGCUCAAGUUGGAAAAACAUGACUAUGAUGCAAAAGAGCCUUGGAGGUGCUUGGCAGCCUGGUUCUUAGGCCCAAAAGCCGAGAAUCGAGUGGAAUUUAACAAGUUUGCUUUAUCUAUCUUGAAUGACUAUGAAGAUUUUCGUGCUACGUACCAGCCUACAGAUCCACUAUAUAUCACAGAGGAUGUUCGGCAUUCGCCAUCUUAUGAAAAAGAAAUUGAAAAGCUAGGGAAGGAGUUGAAAAAAUUGAUUGAAGAGCUCAAGAAAUCGGUGCCAUUCUUCAGCUACAGAUAUAAAGGCCACAUGGUAUGGGACAUUUCUUUGCCCUCACUUCUUGGGUAUUUAUCUGGAAUGCUGUGGAAUCAAAACAAUGUAGAUUCGUCUACAUCACCAGUAACAACAUUAAUCGAAGCUAGAGUUGGGAGACAGCUUUGUGAGAUGUUUGGAUUUCGUCAAGAUGACGAAAUGAAGCCCUGGGGGCACAUCACGAGUUGUGGAUCUGUUUCCAAUAUUGAAGCAUUGUGGGCUGCGAGAAACUUAAAGUUCCAUCCUAUUGCUUUGCGAAAUGCAGUUGCAAAUGAUGCCAGGCUUGCCAUUGCCAGAGAGACAACGCUUGUUUAUCUGCCGCGGCUAGAUAAGUAUGCAAAGCUUGUUGAUGCUGACAAUUGGAGUCUUUUGAACAUGGAGAUAGACGAUGUCUGCCAUAUAACGACAACUGUUGCUGAGCAAUCUGGACUAUCAAUGAAAGCAGUAACUGCCAUACUUGAUGACUACAGUCAAGUUUCUCUCGGUCUGUUUGACUUCUUGAAGUUAAAUGGAAUCAACAGCCCCGUUAUAAUUUCACCAGCCACUAACCAUUACUCGUGGCCUAAAGCAGUCACUCUGCUAGGCUUAGGACGUGCAAACCUUAUCCAGGUGCCUGUUGACAAUAAUGGGAGGCAGAAUCUCGAAGAGCUCCAAAGAUUACUUGAGAGUUGCCUCAAGAACAAGAUUCCUGUUUUAUGUGUGGUAGCUAUUAUUGGGACAACAGAAGAAAGCGCCGUGGACCCAGUUGUUGAUAUUCUGGAAAUCAGGGACAGAUUUAAAAUAAAGGUGAGAUGUAUCCACAAUCUUGCAUUUUGCGGUUUGGCGAGGACCACUCACUUCCUCCUUCCUCUAUUGCUUGUGAGGCCAUCUUCAAGGUACAAUCAUAACUUGAAAUCUUUGACUAUAUGGGCAAGAUUUUUGAUCGAGAAGAAUGCAUUCUAUGCAGUUCUCUAUAAUAAAAGUGUGUUGACUAAACUUCAGGGCCUUAAUUUCUGGAUUCACGCUGAUGCUGCCUGGGGUGGAUAUCUAAUGACAAUGCUACGGGAGCCCAUAGAUUCAGGUACCAAAGAAUCUGAGAGAAGCAAAAUUGUCAAAGAAAACUGGAACAUAAUCAGCACAAUACCACGAAGAACCCAUUCUAUACCUUCAAAUCUGGACCGUGGUCAAUAUAUCAUGCGAUCUCUGGUAGAAAAUGAAAACAUUUCUCACAAAAGGAAUCUGUCGACAAGGUACCGCCAUGAAGUUGCUCCAAGCGACUUUGUACCAGAUAUUUCAUUGUCUCCCUACGUUAUUGAACAAUACCAAGCGCUAAGAAUGGUGGAUACAAUCACAGUAGACCCACAUAAGGCAGGAUUUUGUGUCUAUCCUUCUGGUGCACUGUGUUACAGAAACGGAUCAAUGCGCAGUUACAUCGCUUUAGCAGCACCAGAAGUGUACCACGGAGAAGAUGAUCCGUCGGUUGGAGUAUACGGUUUGGAAGGUUCAAAGCCAGGAGCUGCUGCAACAAGUGUUCUUCUUUCCCAUAAUGUUAUUGGCCUAAACAAACUGGGAUAUGGGCGUAUCUUGGGUCAGUGCACAUUUGCAACCAAACUGUUCUAUUGUAUGUGGAUGACAAUAGCACAGGACGAUGAUCCAUUUGUUUGUGUUAACUUUAUCGACUCCCAUCAAGGUAGCAUGGAAGAUAUGAAGAAAUUUAUCAGAACAAAAAUCCAUGGGAAAACAAACAAGGAGAUAUUCCAAGACAAAGAGGCCAUGACGUUUCUGGCUGAAGUAGGACCGGAUGCUCUAAUCAAUACAUUUGUUGUGAACAUAAAAAAUGAAGACGGUUCACUCAACACUGAUAUCAACAUUGCAAAUGAUUUGCAGUCAGAAAUUUUCAAAGAGCUUUCAGGAAGGGUUGGCCUACCAACAAAACGAAUACCGAUGUAUCUAACAACAUCUGAAUUCAAUACAAAAAAAUAUGGGGUAUCUUUGGAUGCAUUCAAAGAGAGACUUGGUCUUGAAGACAUCACGAAAUGCAAUUUGAAGUUUCUCAGAAACACAGUCAUGAAUCCUUUUCAGUCAACCAAUGGGUUUGUUGAAAAGAUUGGAGCAGCCUUCCAUAACACUGUGUUGAACUGUAUAGGAAAGAUUAAAGACAAGCCUUACAACCAUGAGUUCGUUAGCAGUCACAUGAGUAAGAGUGGCACUCUCUAUUGUUCAAACUUGCCAUCUUUUACUCACAGCGCAAGGCGAUACCAUAUUGUGAUACGAUUGCAAAUGGUUGACAGGCUCGUGAUGUCUAAAUUAAGGCAGAUGCAAAAAGUAGGGAAAGUACGCAGCAUAAUUCUCAAGACUUCAAAUGCAAUGCAAAUGCAUGACAUUGUCCGUUCUCAACAAGACAUUGAGUUUGAUAUGUUCAUUUGCCAACAACAGCCGCAACAUGAUAAUCAAACGAUGAAGCUGCUUUCAAAGAAUGUGAAGCUAGUGGUUGAUGACGUCUUUAGAUACGAGCAUCUUCGGCCGCAUGCCCUUGAUAUAGAUUACCCUGUGUGGCAAAAGUACUUCCUUUUUGGGAAUCUUGAUGAAGUUUACAUCACACACUGCAUGACGAAGAAAGAAGACUUUUUCCAGUUGGUUCGUUUGGAUCAUAUACCACACAGUCUGUCUGCAGAAGUGGUUGACACAGGAGUCGAGAUAACCAUUCUAGGUGUUCAUGGGUCACCAUUGAUGUAUGACGGCGUUAUUCAAGAUCCUUUGCAGGCUGAGAGAUAUCAGGUGAUCUUAAGAAGCUUCGACGAUAUAGAGAUUAGGACUGAAAUAGGACUUCAUACAGAGAAUGCCAAAAUAUGGUUUCAAGAACUCGAAUAAUUUCGCUGAUAUUAGCUUUUAUAUUUAUGUACAAAGUAGCAACAUGGCUAUUACAUUAACGAUAGACAUAGACGUACAAACUUAGCAUAUAUUUUUAGCUGCAAAUCAUUUGCCGUAGCGAGUUUUUCGUAGCAGUAAAGCAGACGCCUUUCUACUAUCUGAAGAAAUGCCAGCUGUAAUGUAAAGAUAGUUUAGUCCAAGACAUAACAAAUGCUGAUGUUAAGGUCUAAUAGUUUAUUUACUAUGAUUGGGAUCUGUUUGAAUUAAUAUACUGCGGCUGAUGUAUAAGCAAACAAUAUAUUUAUUAAUCUUCUAUCAUUUAAUGAUAACCUUUAACAUAAAAGUUUUCUCACACAGUAAUAAAUUAUUUUUUUGUGUAUAAAUUAGAUAAAAACUUUAGAAUUUAGACAGUUUAAGAUAUUUCUACAGAAAAUCUUGGAGUUUUCUUUCAUAUUCUACUGCAACUUCCUGAAUAGAUCCCAUCAAAUGUUUGGCACGGGAGGCAUACAUUAUCUCAAUUGAUCUUAACUGGAUUUUAUUUGAAUGCAUCUUACAGGUUUUAAAAAGAGGCGGCCAUUUGAAGCUGUAGAUGCCCCGUAUUUCUACCAAAUUCUUGUUGUCCCAAAAAAACUCUUUUCCUUCUAGCUUUAAGGCCAAUUAAACCCUACAUCAUGCUACAAUUUUUCUACGGUAUUUAUAAUCUUCAAUAAGGUGUAAAAUUUUAGUUUCAUGAUGAAUUUGAUGGACUAAAGCUGUAUUUCGGGACUGUUUUGCCUACCUUUCUGACAUUACUCCACGUGGUAUACUCUGAGCACUGUUUUCAACCAUGUCUUCGCUAAUCCCUACUAUUCUUAAACUAUUACUGUACCAGAAGGUUAGUUGUCCGAUCUGUGUUUCAAUUUCUCGAAAGUGCGUUAUUAUCACACAGAUCAGAAUAUGUUACAAAACAAGUUGCACAUUUUCACUGGCAAGUCGCUUAAUGAAUUUAGCAUAACAUUUUACUCAACAAUUUGAUAUGCAGCAAAUCCCAAAUUUAUGCACUUGCAUAUGGAAAAAGGUUGGGUAUCUGUUCAAUUGAAUGGGAAAAUCUCGUUAAAAAUCAAAAUUUGUUUCCCAAGGCAUUUUUAAUUUGAUAAAAGUAUCACUGAACAGUGCCUAGCUAUUCGAUCUGUAGAGUAGAUAUUCAAUCAAACUUCUUGAUUGAAUAA
Messenger RNA from Rhopilema esculentum, 5843 nucleotides. The record is from RefSeq and is a predicted model, not a curated record. NCBI's taxonomy places the organism in Eukaryota, Metazoa, Cnidaria, Scyphozoa, Rhizostomeae, Rhizostomatidae.